This is a messenger RNA of Hippopotamus amphibius kiboko, 3171 nucleotides long. RefSeq names its product chordin (gene CHRD). The record is from RefSeq and is a predicted model, not a curated record. Gene Ontology annotation, molecular function: protein binding. NCBI's taxonomy places the organism in Eukaryota, Metazoa, Chordata, Mammalia, Artiodactyla, Hippopotamidae. Gene Ontology annotation, biological process: multicellular organism development. The transcript has 22 exons. Bases 5 to 3046 code for a protein of 1013 amino acids.
CGUCAUGCCGAGCCUCCCGGCCCCGCCGGCCCCGCUGCUGCUCCUCGGGCUGCUGUGGCUCGGCUCCCGGCCGGCCCGGGGCGCCAGCCCCGAGCACCCCGCGCUGCCCAUCCGGCCGGAGAAGGAGCCGCUGCCCAUCCGGGGAGCAGCAGGCUGCUCCUUCGGCGGGAAGGUCUAUGCUUUGGACGAGACGUGGCACCCGGACCUGGGGGAGCCCUUCGGGGUGAUGCGCUGCGUGCUGUGCGCCUGCGAGGCGCCUCAGUGGGGUCGCCGCGCGAGGGGCGCGGGCAGGGUCAGCUGCAAGAACAUCAAACCCGAGUGCCCACCCCUGGCCUGCGGGCAGCCGCGCCAGCUGCCCGGACACUGCUGCCAGACCUGCCCCCAGGAGCGCAGCGGUCCGGAAAAGCAGCCGACAGGCCUGGCCUUCGAGUAUCCGCGGGACCCAGAGCACCGAAGCUACAGCGACCGUGGGGAGCCUGGAGCUGAGGAUCGGGGCCGUGGAGACGGCCACACGGACUUUGUGGCACUGCUGACAGGGCCAAGGUCGCAAGCGGUGGCACGAGCCCGAGUGUCACUGCUGCGCUCUAGUCUGCGGUUCUCCAUCUCCUACCGGCGGCUGGACCGCCCUACCCGAAUCCGCUUCUCAGACUCCACUGGCAGCAUCCUGUUUGAACACCCUGCGGCCCCCACCCAAGAUGGCCUGGUCUGUGGGGUGUGGCGGGCAGUGCCUCGGUUGUCUCUGCGGCUCCUUAGGGCAGAACAGCUGCAUGUGGCACUCGUGACACCCACUCACCCUUCAGGGGAGGUCUGGGGGCCUCUCAUCCGGCACCGGGCCCUGGCUGCAGAGACCUUCAGUGCCAUCCUGACCCUGGAAGGACCCCCACAGCAGGGCAUAGGGGGCAUUGCCCUACUCACUCUCAGUGACACAGAGGACUCCUUGCAUUUUUUGCUGCUCUUCCGUGGGCUGCUGGAAUCCAGGAGUGGGGGACCAGCCCAGGUUCCCUUGCGGCUCCAGAUUCUACACCAGGGGAAGCUAUUGCGAGAGCUCCAGGCCAAUGCCUCAGCCCAGGAGCCAGGCUUUGCUGAAGUGCUGCCCAACCUGACAGCCCAGGAGAUGGACUGGCUGGUGCUGGGGGAGCUGCAGAUGGCCCUGGAGAGGGCAAGUGGGCCAGGGUUGCGCAUCAGUGGACACAUUGCUGCCAGGCAGAGCUGUGACGUCCUGCAAAGUGUCCUUUGCGGGGCCGAUGCCCUGAUCCCAGUUCAGACGGGUGCAGCCGGCUCAGCCAGCCUUACACUGCUAGCAAACGGCUCCCUGGUCUACCAAGUACAGGUGGUAGGUAUAGGCAGUGAAGUGGUGGCCAUGACGCUGGAGACCAAGCCCCAGCGGAGGAACCAGCACACCGUUCUGUGCCACAUGGCUGGACUCCAGCCGGGAGGAUACACGGCCGUGGGUGUCUGCCCUGGGCUGGGUGCCCGGGGGGCUCAUAUGCUGCUGCAGAAUGAGCUGUUCCUGAACGUGGGCACCAAGGACUUCCCAGAUGGAGAGCUGCGGGGGCACGUGGCUGCCCUGCCCCACAGUGGGCACAGCGCCCGCCGUGAGACACUACCUGUGCCCCUGGCAGGAGCCCUGGUGUUGCCCCCGGUGCAGAGCCAGGCAGCAGGGCACGCCUGGCUCUCCCUGGAUACCCACUGUCACCUGCACUAUGAAGUGUUGCUGGCUGGGCUUGGCGGCUCAGAACAGGGCACCAUCACUGCCCACCUCCUUGGGCCUCCUGGGAUGCCAGGGCCCCGGCGGCUGCUGAAGGGAUUCUAUGGCCCAGAGGCUCAAGGGGUGGUGAAGGACCUGGAGCCCGAGCUGCUGCGGCACCUGGCACAGGGUUCUGCUUCCCUGCUGAUCACCACCAAGGGUAGCCCCCAAGGGGAGCUGCGAGGGCAGGUGCGCAUCGCCAACCAGUGCGAGGUGGGCGGCCUGCGCCUGGCGGCAGCAGGGACCGAAGAGUUGCGGGUGCCUGGGGCUUUGGAUGCCGUGGCAGCCGAGACGGCCGCGCCGCCCGCUGGCCCGGGCCCAGAUGCCGCAGCGCCGGCUAAACCUGGUGGCCCCGGGCGGCCCCGAGACCCCAACACCUGCUUCUUCGAGGGGCAGCAGCGCCCCCACGGGGCUCGCUGGGCUCCUAAUUAUGACCCCCUCUGCUCGCUCUGCACCUGCCAGAGGCGCACGGUAAUUUGUGACCCCGUGGUGUGCCCGCCACCCAGCUGCCCAAGCCCCGUGCAGGCGCCGGACCAGUGCUGCCCUGUGUGCCCAGAGAAACAAGAUGUCAGAGACCUGCCGGGGCUGCUGAAGAACAGGGACCCCGGAGAGGGCUGCUAUUUUGAUGGUGACCGGAGCUGGCGGGCAGCGGGCACCCGGUGGCACCCUGUCGUGCCUCCAUUUGGCUUAAUUAAGUGCGCUGUCUGCACCUGCAAGGGGGACACUGGAGAGGUGCACUGUGAGAAGGUGCAGUGUCCCCGGCUGGCCUGUGCCCAGCCUGUCCGCGCUAACCCCACUGACUGCUGCAAACAAUGUCCAGUGGGGUCAGGGACCCACCCCCAAGUGGGGGACCCCAUGCAGGCUGACGGGCCACGGGGCUGCCGUUUUGCAGGGCAGUGGUUCCCAGAGAGCCAGAGCUGGCACCCUUCGGUGCCCCCCUUUGGGGAGAUGAGCUGUAUCACCUGCAGAUGUGGGCAGCCCCAGAGACCAGGACAGUUCCAGAGCUGGAGAAAGAAGCUGAAGGCUCCUAGGGAGCAGCCAGAAGGUCGCGUGACCAAGAGGAUGGGGCCUGGGCCGGGGAAGGAGGGGCACCGAGGACCGCGCAUUCUCCUGUGGGAAGCCCAAUGCCUCUGGCCCCUCUUUUCUGCCUCUUCUCCCUCCUCCACUACCUCUGGGAACCACAACUCCACAAGGGGGAGGGGCAGCCAGGGCAGACCAAGGCCACGUCCCCUCCAGCUCCGGCCUUGUCACCCUCCAGCCUCUGCCUGGGAAGCCCAACCCCUUUCCUUCUGUACAUAAUGUCACUGGCUUGUUGGGAUUUUUAAUUUAUCCUCACUCAGCACCAAGGGUCCCCCCACUUCACUCCUGCUGCCCCUGAGCUGAGCAGAGUCAUUAUUGGAGAUUUUUGUAUUUAUUAAAACUUU